AUGAGCAUUGCCCAAAAAAAUAAAUAUGAUAUUAAUCAAGAUCUUCCUGAUAAUGAUGACUCCGCCUCAUAUAACCAAAGUAAAGAAGAAUUACAAAAUAUAUUUUCUUAUGGAUUAAGUUCUACAAAGCGAGAUUCAUCCGUGUGGCAAUAUUUUGAUAAAACAACAGUAGAUAAUCCAGGUUUACCUGUUUGCAAAAAGUGUAAAAAAGUAUUCUCAUCACUCUUAAAUCCAAACCCUCAUUUGAAAAUAGAACAGCAAGAACGAGACAAUUUGGUUGUAAGAUGGAUUGUUUGUGACAUGCAACUAUUUAGCGUCAUAGAAAGUGAAGAAUGGCGAAACAUGAUUUCAAAAUUUGAUCCAAGAUACCAAUUUUCUAGUAGAAACACAAUAAAAGAUCAUGUAAUAAAGUUAUUUCAGAACAAAAAAGAUGAAGUUAAAACAACAUUACGUCAAAUUCCCGGUAAAGAUAUUCCCCAGUAG
Messenger RNA from Acaulospora morrowiae, 483 nucleotides. The record is from the annotation of a GenBank genome assembly. NCBI's taxonomy places the organism in Eukaryota, Fungi, Glomeromycota, Glomeromycetes, Diversisporales, Acaulosporaceae.